GCACCACCAUUAAAUCAGUCAUGUGGCUCUAAUCCUUAGAUGGUCGGUCCAAUGUUAUAUCAAAGUCAUCUGUACUCAGCAGACUGUACCAAUAAUCACAAUCCCUGAAUUAGUCACGUUUCUGUGUGCUCUGCUCUCUCGUUUAUAAAAAUGAAAGCGACUCUCGCACCCUCUUCUCUGACAAGCCUCCCUUACCGAACCAACUCAUCCUCUUUCGGCUCAUCAUCGUCAUCGCUUCUCUUUCGGUCUCCAUCAUCUUCAGCCUCUAUGACGACGACAGCACGUGGGAACGUGGCUGUGGCCGCUGCUGCUACCUCCACUGAGGCGCUACGUAAAGGAAUAGCGGAGUUCUACAACGAAACGUCGGGUCUGUGGGAAGAGAUUUGGGGAGAUCACAUGCAUCAUGGCUUUUAUGACUCUGAUUCUUCCGUGCAACUCUCUGAUUCUGGUCACCGAGAAGCUCAGAUCCGAAUGAUUGAAGAGUCUCUCCGUUUCGCUGGUGUUACUACUGAUGAAGAGGAGGAGAAAAAGAUAAAGAAAAUAGUGGAUGUUGGAUGUGGGAUAGGAGGAAGCUCAAGGUAUCUUGCCUCUAAGUUUGGAGCCGAGAGCAUUGGCAUUACUCUCAGCCCUGUUCAGGCCAAGCGAGCCAAUGAUCUCGCAGCUGCUCAGUCACUCGCUCAUAAGGUAUUUUAA
Camelina sativa (false flax) is the source of this 693-nucleotide messenger RNA. Lineage: Eukaryota; Viridiplantae; Streptophyta; Magnoliopsida; Brassicales; Brassicaceae. The record is from RefSeq and is a predicted model, not a curated record.